Messenger RNA from Colletotrichum higginsianum IMI 349063, 252 nucleotides. Its product is annotated as NADH-ubiquinone oxidoreductase B18 subunit. NCBI's taxonomy places the organism in Eukaryota, Fungi, Ascomycota, Sordariomycetes, Glomerellales, Glomerellaceae. Gene Ontology annotation, cellular component: mitochondrion. The transcript is spliced from 3 exons. The record is from RefSeq and is a predicted model, not a curated record. Bases 1 to 252 code for a protein of 83 amino acids.
AUGGCCGGAGACUCGACACCAAGGGAAGCGACCCGCGAGGAGAUGCGGGAUGCGAAGCUCCCCCUCGCCUACCGCGACAGCUGCGCCCACCUCCUCAUCCCCCUCAACCGCUGCCGAGUCGACUCCUGGUACCUCCCGUGGAAGUGCAAUGACGAGCGUCACAGCUACGAGAAGUGCCAGUACGACGAGUUCAAGAAGCGCGUCGCCAAGAUGAACGAGCUCCGCGCCGAGAAGGGUACGAGAAGCAACUAA